AUGUCUGCACAGGAAGACGGGGCGAUGCCUCCCUCCACGAAAGCAUCGAGCACGUCAAAAACCGCGUCGGAGACGUAUCAAAAACUAAGCCAGCUCGAGCACGUUCUACGGCGCCCCGACACCUACAUCGGGAGCGUCGAGAAGCGCACCGAGCAGAUGUGGGUUUUUGAUAGCGAAAAGCAGCAGAUGGUGUACCGCGACACCACCUACGUCCCCGGCUUUUACAAAAUCUUUGACGAAAUUCUUGUUAAUGCCGCGGAUAACAAGGUGCGCGAUUCGAGCAUGGACACACUCAAGGUCACGAUCGACAAGGAGGCGGGCUCUGUGUCUGUAUGGAACAACGGACAAGGCAUCCCGAUCGAGGUGCACGAAAAAGAGCAGAUCUAUAUCCCCGAACUGAUUUUUGGCAACCUGCUAACUUCGUCCAACUACGAUGACGACGAAGCAAAGGUGACCGGUGGGCGCAACGGAUUUGGCGCAAAGCUUACCAAUAUCUACUCGUCCGAAUUUACCGUCGAGACGGCGGACAGGGAGCGCGAGCUCAAGUACAAGCAGACCUUCAAAGAGCACAUGCACGCCAAAGAAAAGCCGAAAAUUUUAAAGAACAGUCGCAAGGAAGAGUUUACCUGCAUCACCUUCAAGCCUGACCUUGCACUCUUUCACAUGGACUCGAUUGAUGCGGAUACCGAAGCGUUGCUCAUGAAGCGUGUCUACGACAUGGCCGGCACGGUAAAAGGCGUCAAGGUGUAUCUGAACGGCGAGCGACUCAAAGUAAAAAACUUUAAGCAGUACUUCGAGAUGUACGUCAGCGCGAUUCAGGAGAUUAGCGGCGUGCCCAAAGCGGAAGACGAAAACGGAGCGCCGCAGCCGAAACCAACCGUUGUGUUUGACUCGAGCGAGCACAGUGGCCGGACUUGGGAAGUGGGUUUUGCCGUCUCGGAUGGCACCGCACGCCAAGUCUCAUUUGUGAACAACAUUGCAACUAUCAAGGGCGGCAAACAUGUCGAGCAUGUCGAGUCUCAAAUCGUGAACCGAAUUUUGGAACACGUCAACAAAGGAAAGAAAAGCGCAGCGGUCAAGACGAACCAAGUCCGCCAGCAGCUCUGGAUCUUUGUCAACUCCCAAAUCGUGAACCCAACCUUUGAUAGCCAGACGAAGGAGACGCUCACGCUCAAGCCCAGUGCGUUUGGCUCGAAGUGGGUUAUGCCCGACGACUUUGCACGCAAGGUGCUUCGCUCCGGCGUUGUAGACAACGUGCAGUCCAUUGCACAAUACCAGCAAGACAGGCAGCUGCAAAACACCGACGGACGCAAGCGCUCGCGUGUCUCUGUGACCAAGCUCGAGGAUGCCAAUUGGGCCGGCGGAAAGCGCAGUGGCGAAUGCACGCUGAUUCUUACCGAGGGUGACUCGGCCAAGGCGCUCGCUGUGUCUGGCCUCAGUGAGGUAGGGCGUGACGCAUACGGUGUAUUUCCUUUACGCGGUAAGCUGCUCAAUGUCCGCGAAGCGACGCACGACGCGAUUAUGAAGAAUGCCGAGAUUAAAAACAUCAAGGAGAUUCUCGGUCUGCAGCAUGGAAAGCAGUAUGAUUCGGUCGAUGGCCUGCGUUACGGAAGUAUCAUGAUCAUGACCGACCAGGACUUUGACGGAUCGCACAUCAAAGGCCUCAUUAUCAACUUUCUAGACCACUUUUACCCGUCGCUCCUGCGCCUGCCCAACUUUUUGGUAGAAUUCAUCACCCCGAUCGUCAAGGCGACCAAAGGCAGCGAGGUGAAGGCCUUUUUUACCAUGCCAGAGUACGAGCGUUGGAAAGAGAGCAGUGACGGCGGCAGGGGCUGGUCGAUCAAGUACUACAAAGGUCUCGGUACCUCCAAGGCUGAGGACAUGAAAAAAUACUUUAGAAACAUGGACACGCACAUGCUUUCUUUUGAAGCGAUGCGUCCAGCUGAUCGCGAGCUCGUUGACCUUGCCUUUAACAAGAAAAAAGCCGACGACCGCAAAGAAUGGCUCCGCCAGUUUGUCCCAGGCACAUUUUUGGACCACCGCAUCCGUACCGUGCCCAUCUCUGAUUUCAUCAACAAGGAACUGAUCCUCUUCUCGAUGGCCGACAAUAUCCGUUCGAUUCCCUCGGUCGUCGACGGCCUUAAGCCAGGCCAACGCAAGGUGCUUUUUGGCUGCUUUAAGCGCAACCUCAAGGGCGAAAUCAAAGUGCAGCAACUUCAGGGCUACGUCUCGGAGCACACUGCCUACCACCACGGCGAUCAGAGCUUAGUCAUGACCAUCGUUGGCCUUGCGCAGGACUACUGCGGGAGCAACAAUGUCAACCUUCUCAUGCCAAACGGUCAGUUUGGUACGCGGUCCAUGGGCGGAAAAGACGCCGCCAGUGCGCGUUACAUUUUCACAGCAGUGCCACGCAUAACCCGCACGCUGUUCAACCAACAGGACGAUGCGCUGCUUAACUACCUUGACGACGACGGCCAGAGUAUCGAACCAGAGUGGUAUGUUCCUGUCGUUCCCCAGGUGCUCUUGAACGGCGCCGAAGGGAUCGGCACGGGCUGGAGCACCUUUGUUCCGAACUAUAACCCACACGAUAUCGUCGCCAACUUGCGGCGGCGCAUGGCUGGUGAGGAAUAUGUACCGAUGAUGCCGUGGUACCGUGGUUUUUGCGGCACGAUUGAACCUGUUGCUCAGGAUCGCUACCGCAUUGCAGGUCAUGCGAACCAGCUCGAUGAGGUUACGUGGGAGAUUACGGAGCUGCCUGUCCGUACAUGGACCAUGUCGUACAAAGAGUGGCUCGAGGAGCGGCUGAAUGGCAGCGACAAGACGCCCGCUGUGGUCCGCGAGUACAAAGAGUACCACUCCGACACAACCGUCCACUUUGUUGUGGAGCUCAAUCAGCGCGGCGUAGAAGAGAUUGCCAAGGUAGGUCCCGACGCCUUUUUCCGCCUUUCAAGCAUCUUUUCCACGGGAAAUAUGGUGCUUUUUAGCCCCCAAGGCAAGAUUAAAAAGUAUGCGUCGCCACUCGAGAUGCUCGAUGACUUUUAUUUCCUGCGUCUCGGCUACUAUCAGCGGCGCAAAGAGCAUCUUGUCGAUGAGCUGAAGCACGUAUACGACCGCCUCUCAAACCAGGCACGGUUUGUGAGCAUGAUCAUUGACAAGGAGCUCAUUGUGUCGAAUAGGAAGAAGCUCGCGAUUGUGGAGGAGCUUCGCUCGCUUGGGUUCCAAGCGUUUCCCAAGCCGGUCGCCAAGGCGAAGAGUGUCGCGGAUAGGGCAGAGGAAGAGCCGGAAGAAGAGGCAGAGGAAGAGGCCGCGCUGGGCGGCAGUAUUACCGAUUAUGACUACCUGCUGGGCAUGGCGAUUUACUCGCUUACCAAAGAGCGCGUCGAUCGCUUGCUGCAUGAGCGCGACGGAACGGAGCAGCGCCUCAAGAUCUUGCUGGGGCGCUCGCCGCAGAAUUUGUGGGACGAAGACCUGACCAAUUUCUUGACCGAGUGGGAAGCAAAGCUCGAAGAUGAUGCGCGUCUUGCGGCACAGACCAGCAUCAGACAAAUCGCGAUGCCAAAGCGACGCCGCGCUCCGGCGAAGAAGCCCGUGAAGAAAGAAGAGGAAGAGGGACAGCAUGCCAAGCCGGUAUCGCCGCUGAAGAGCGCCGCGAAAAGCGAGUUAGCAGCGCCCUCCGCAAAGCAUACUCGCGAUAGCGACGACGAGCUUGCGAUGCCUGCGCCGAAAGUAGCCAAAGCCGCGCCGAAAGUGGCCAAAGCCGCGCCGAAAGUGGCCAAAGCCGCGCCGAAAGCCGCGCCGAAACCCAAAGCGCCCAAGCGUGCAGCGACGCCAUCCGACGACGAGGCGCUUCCUCCGCCGGCACGCCGAGCAACAAGCUCGCGGGCAGCCGCAAAAUCAAAGCAUACGUACCAAAUUGACUCGGAUGAGGAAGUACAGGACGAUCCGGCGGACGAAAGUGUCCAGAUCGACGACGACGACGACGACGACUACUAUCGUUGA
Molecule: messenger RNA, 3999 nt
Organism: Malassezia vespertilionis
Lineage: Eukaryota; Fungi; Basidiomycota; Malasseziomycetes; Malasseziales; Malasseziaceae
Gene: TOP2
Product: DNA topoisomerase (ATP-hydrolyzing)
Exons: 1
Coding region: 1-3999 (1332 amino acids)
Biological process (GO): resolution of meiotic recombination intermediates; sister chromatid segregation; DNA topological change
Cellular component (GO): nucleus
Molecular function (GO): ATP binding; DNA topoisomerase type II (double strand cut, ATP-hydrolyzing) activity; DNA binding
Source: RefSeq, a predicted model, not a curated record